Messenger RNA from Zootermopsis nevadensis, 1340 nucleotides. Its product is annotated as glucose-6-phosphate exchanger SLC37A2. Gene Ontology annotation, molecular function: transmembrane transporter activity. NCBI's taxonomy places the organism in Eukaryota, Metazoa, Arthropoda, Insecta, Blattodea, Termopsidae. Gene Ontology annotation, biological process: transmembrane transport. Gene Ontology annotation, cellular component: membrane. The record is from RefSeq and is a predicted model, not a curated record.
CGCUGAAACAUAUUUUGUGAAAAACUGUCCGUAAUGGCUCAAUUAAAAGUUCUGCAGAUAUUUACUUUCAUAUGCGUGUGGGUGCUCUAUGGAGCAACGUACCUGGUCCGCAAACCGCUAGGAGCAUUAAAAGUGGGAAUGAAGGAAGAUCUAGGGUUCAGCCAGGUACAGCUUGGCUGCCUUGAUACAGCAAUGUUGUUGCCAUACUCUCUGGCGCAGAUGGUACUUGGUUCAGCUGCCGAUCGCAUGGGACCUCGUCAUACCGUGACCAUAUGCCUUGGCAUUGCUGGAAUAAGUAUGUUUUCGUUUGGAUCGUGGGAUCAUUUUGGGAUCCUUUUGAUAUUGAUCUUCAUUAAUGGAGCUGCUCAGGGUCCGAUAUGGCCCGCUUGUUGUAAGUGCGUAUCAGCUUGGUUUUCCGAUGACAAACUUAAUUCUGUGUUUGGUUUUAUAAAUACAUCUGCAUAUGGUGGAAGCAUAAUUGCUUCAGGACUCGCAGGAUAUCUUUAUAGUGAAUACGGCUGGCGCUUUGUUUAUUGCCCCUUGUCUGUGGUGGUAAUGAUGUUGGCUGUAGUAGCAUGGUUGAUGUUAAAAAUGCCCAAAGAUUAUAAAAUUAUAAUACCAGGCAAAGAGCCGGUAGAAGAAAAGACAGCCUCGUCGAACAAGGUGAAUUCAUUUCUUGCAUUAUGGCGUUUGCCCAUGGUAUUGGAAUUGGCAGUAGCGAUGUUGUGUAACAAGGUGGUCCGCUAUUUUAUCUAUCUGUGGUUUCCUGUUUAUUUGAUGAAGGAACUAAAUUACUCGGCAGCCAAUACAGGAUUGCUGGUGUCCUUUUUUGAUGUUGGUGGCAUUUUAGGUAGCGUGUUCCUCGGAAUUGCAGCCGAUCGUUACAAUUCCCUUGUGCUUGCAUUACUUGCCACUGUUGCUGGAACAGCUGGUUUCCUCCUCUUCAUGUUUACUGCUGUAUGGGGAAUGGCUUAUAAUUCUGUCAUGCUAAGCGUAGGUGGCGCUUGUGUGUGUGGAUUAGACGCACUCCUUGGUGGCUCUGUCGCAGUGAAAAUUGGUGAGAAGGAUGGUGGUAAUGUAGGCGCAGCAGUCGCUGGUCUUAUAAAUGGCUUUGGCAGCAUGGGAGCUGUAAUCCAAGGCCCACUGAUAGGAUUCAUGUCAGAUAUGUAUGGCUGGAAUUCCGUAUUCCUCCUUGUUGUAAGUUUACUAUCAGUUAGUUCCUUCUUAAUUUUGAAAGCAAUGUAUAUACAAAGGAGACAAAUGGUUGUCAACAACUUGAUGCAUUUAGAAGAUGGUAUUACGGUACAUUGAAUUUAUAUACGUAGGGCAGUCAAAAAGUU